AAGUGCCGCACGGCGAUGGCACGGCCUCGCGAGAGCCGAGCUCGGGAGCCACGCCCCCGAGGGUGGGAUACUGGGAAUCCGUUUGGACUUCCGCCGCUCGAGUGCGAUUGGGCCGCUGUGUCACGUGGCCCGGCGGUUACCGCGGCGACCGGACGGGCGCGCGCCGGGCCUCGCCCACCUUCCGGGCUGUCAAUGGGAGCCCCGAGCGCCCAGGAUGCGGGCGCCGGCCAGGGAGCUGUUCCGAGACGCCGACUUCCCCGCCUCGGACUCCUCACUGUUUUCCAGCUUCUCCACGCCGCUGGCCCAGUUCCGGGAGGACAUCACGUGGAGGAGGCCCCAGGUGCCAGGAAAGAUGAGAACAGAGAGAUGCCUGCUGGAUUUGACCACACAGAGGAGAUCUGUGCCACACCCCGGCUGUUUGCAGAUAACCCACAGGAAGGACAGGUGAAGCAAGGGCUGCUGGGAGACUGCUGGCUCCUGUGCGCCUGUGCUGCCCUGCAGAAGAGCCGGCGCCUCCUGGACCAGGUCAUUCCUCCAGGACAGCCGAGCUGGCUCGACCCAACGUACCGCGGCUCCUUUACCUGUCGAGUUUGGCGGUUUGGACGCUGGGUGGAGGUGACCAUAGAUGACCGUCUGCCUUGUCUUGCAGGGAGACUCUGCUUCUCCCGGUGCCAGAGAGAGGAUGUGUUCUGGCUUCCCUUACUGGAGAAGGUCUACGCCAAGGACCUGACAGCCAGGCCGGCGUGGGGACUGACUUGUCCAGAGACAGAAACUCUGAGACUCGGCCUGUGGUUUGCCCCAUCCCCGGCCCGCUCCCCCUUUCUCCGCACUCAUCUCAAAGUCGGGCAUGAAGGCAUCGCCUCCAGAGGGAGAGGGGUCUAUGGGUCCUAUGAGCACCUGUGGGCCGGGCAGGUGGCGGAUGCCCUGGUGGACCUCACCGGUGGCCUGGCGGAAAGGUGGAGCUUGAAGGACUUGGCAAGGACCGGCGGCCGACGGGACAGGCCUGGCGGCUCAGAGCACAGGACUUGUCGGCAGCUACUCAGCCUCAAGGACCGGUGCCUGAUAAGCUGCUCGGUGCUCAGUCCCAGAGCAGGUGCCAGGGAGUUGGGGGAGUUUCAUGCCUUCAUUGUGUCGGAUCUGCGAGAGCUCCGGGGGCGGACUGGCCAGGCCAUCCUGCUGCUGCGCAUUCAGAACCCCUGGGGCCGGCGGUGCUGGCAGGGGCCCUGGAGAGAGGGGGGCGAAGGGUGGAGCCAGGUGGACCCGGCGGAUGAGGCUACACUGCUGUCCCAGCUGCAGGAAGGGGAGUUCUGGGUGGAAGAGGAGGAGUUCCUCCAGGAGUUUGAUGAGGUCACCGUGGGCUUCCCGAUCACGGAGGCUGGCCACCUACAGAGCCUCUACUCAGAAAAGGAGCUGUGCCACACUCAGGAGCUACCCGGGGCCUGGGUCAAGGGGCAGUCUGCAGGAGGCUGUCGGAACAACAGCGGCUUUCCCAGCAACCCCAAAUUCUGGCUGCGGGUCUCGGAACCAAGCGAGGUGUAUGUCACCGUCCUGCAGAGACCCAGGGUGCGCACAGCAAACUGGGCAGGCCGGGCUCGGGCACCGUUGAGGGACGACCGUGCCUCAUGGACCCCGGCCAGCCUCCUGGGCAAGGACUACCAGGCCGUGGGCCUGCAUAUCUGGAAGGUGGAGAAGCGGCGGGUCAGCCUGCCCAGGGUUCUGUCCACGCCCCCCGUGGCUGGCACUGUGUGCCACGCCUACGACCGGGAGGUCCACCUCCGCUGUGAGCUCGGCCCCGGCUACUACCUGGCCGUCCCCAGCACCUUCCUGAAGGACGUGCCGGGGCAGUUUCUGCUCCGGGUCUUUUCCAGUGGGAGAGUCUCCCUCAGUGCCAUCAAGCCGGCGACCGCGAGCCCUGCCUCUGGGGAGGCCCUGCCCGCAGGGGAGUGGGAGACCGUGCAGCUGCGGGGCUCUUGGAGAAUCGGCCAGACGGCGGGGGGCAGCAGGAACUUUGCCUCCUACCCUGCCAACCCUUGCUUCCCCCUCUCGGUCCCUGAGGGCGCAGGGCCCCGCUGCAUCCGAAUCACUCUGCGCCAACACUGCCGUGACAGCGAGUGCCACCCCAUCGGCUUCCACGUCUUCCAGGUUCCGGUGGAUGGCGGGAGCCAGGGCGCGUCCCGCCUGCUGCUCCAGGACCCUCUGCUAAGCUGUGUGCCACACUGCUACGCCCAGGAAGUGAGCCGGCUCUGCCACCUGUCGGCGGGGACCUACAGGAUUGUGCCCUCCACCUACCUGCCAGACACAGAAGGGGCCUUCACGGUGACCAUCGCCACCAGAAUUGACAGGCGCUCCAUUCACAGCCAGGAAAGGCUGGGGCAGCUUCUCCAGGAGGCCUCCUUCAUGGCAGUUAUGAAAACCUAACUGGGUGACCCCCGUGUCGGCUCCGGUGACUGGGGGGUGAGAGGCCCCCCCUCCCACGGUGCCACCAGCCUCCAUGCUGUGGCUCACAGCCCCGAGUCGGACGGCUGCACGUGCCCGCGGGUCCUGCAGGGAGGUGGCCGUGGGGCGAAGCAGGUGCCUCGGAAAAGCAAAAACCGCUGCAUCGGGCGUCCUUGUUCCAUGGCGCUGAGGCCGGAGAGCCUCCCAGAGACCCUCGGCGGCAUCUGUCCCCAGCUCCGGAGAGAGGCCUCACAAGGGACAAGAGCGUGUCAGGACAAAUCUUGUUUAGAACUAGUUAUUACGGCAGACGUUUUUAGGAAGAAACUUUAUGAAUAAACGUGAGUACUGAGC
Messenger RNA from Acinonyx jubatus (cheetah), 2787 nucleotides. It is a transcript of the gene CAPN10, whose product is annotated as calpain 10. The transcript is spliced from 14 exons. The coding region runs from base 16 to 2418 and encodes 800 amino acids. Gene Ontology annotation, cellular component: cytoplasm. Gene Ontology annotation, biological process: proteolysis. Gene Ontology annotation, molecular function: calcium-dependent cysteine-type endopeptidase activity. The record is from RefSeq and is a predicted model, not a curated record. Lineage: Eukaryota; Metazoa; Chordata; Mammalia; Carnivora; Felidae.